CUCUUUCGCAACGAUGGACGCGAUCAAGCUAGAAGGAGUGGACGACUACUACGAGGUCUGGAAGGACGACAUGCACGGUUCGUAGCAAAAAAAAAUCUACUGUCCAAAAGUGUAACAGCCGGAGUAAAAACAAUUACAAUGCAGUAUGGAAUUACAGACGGUCGCAUAAUAAAACGCAGGGUGUGUUGUUUGUUCUCUAUACGUGUCCUCUUUGCACUAGUCUCCUUCUCAUCCGUUCGUUCAUCCUCUUCUCCUUCUUUCUGAUAAUUCUUCUUUUCAUAUUUGUUCUAACUUGGAUAAUUCAAGAGAAGAUAUCCGGAAUUAAUUUCAUAGAGUGUAACUAUUCCAAAAAUUCUUAGUUUAUCUAUAUAAAACUUUUUAAAAGUUAGACCGUUGACAAAAAUCGAACUAAAUAAGUAUAUUGAUUAAUUAUUAAGAGAGUAAGAUAAAAAUCUGAACGAUUGAGGUAAAUAACUUACGAGAGAGAGAGAGAGAGAAAGAGAUACUGAGUAAAUAAUUGGAAAAGAUGAGAAAAAGAGAGAUUAAGAAGGAGAGAAAGAAAAAUACAGAGACAUAGACAGACAGACAGACAGAGAGAGAGAGAGAAGGAAAGAUUACAGGCCUAUAUAAUCCUUGUAGUAUACAUUUAUAUAUCUCACAAUAUACUUAUAACAUGUACGUAGAACAAAUACGGGCCGAGUGCUGAUUGGAUGUCGCUCUUUUCGGUAGUGUAGAGAUUUCAUUGUCUCUUUUCCCAAAACCGCCUGAGAAACGGAUCAGGAUGCAGCAAGUGGACGAACGCCCUUAUUACGAAUGGAUGAAGAUCCCAAUGCCUGCAGGUAGACGAAUGAGGAAAUUUGUAUACAAUACUUAUAUAGAGACCUUUGCCGGUGCAUAGUUCAUGCAUAUAUUUUAGAUAUUGAACUUUGCUUCUAUUAUUUCCAUUAUCUAAUAACAUAAUCUUCUAAAUACUGUUUAUGAAAAUUUAAGAACUAAAAUUUUGGGAAGAAAAAGAGAGCACAUUUUCUCAUGUAUAUAUUUACGCUUAGAAUAUCUUUACUUGUCUUUAAAGCAAAUAAUUACUGUCUUAUCGUUUAUCUCUUAUCGUCAACUGCAUACAUAUAUAUAGGAUGCGAGCCCGGACGGGAUGAGAAUGCGAGAUGUAUUAGAUUUCUUUCUCCUGCGCGUUACGUAAUCGCCAACAAUGAAGAAUACAUUGGUUCUUUGACGAGCUUUUUAAUAGGAAACGUUUUUAGACGUAUGUGUUACUCUGUGUGAUGUUGUCAAAUGAUGCAUCCACUUAUCCCGCUAGAAUUGUAUAUGUUCGUACUAAAAUGUAUUCAAUGUAGUAAAGGUAUAUAGAUAGAGAUGUUAACCUAUAUCGGUUGUUAAAAUUCAUGCGAAAAUGAAGUUAAUAUCGCGCAGGUAGCUAGGCUUAGCAUCAUAUAAGAAAGGAGGCUCUGAUAAAGCUCUCUUUUUUUAUCUGAAAAUGAUCGUCGAUAAACGAAGAUAAUCCCAAUUCGAAUGUUCCACGGCAGACAGAUAAGAUGAUUUUGAGAUAGUUGAAAUGCGAAGAUAACGAUUUUUCAUAAAAAGCUUCAAUAAGUCGUUUAUCAUUUUUUUCGUCGCUUGGAAAAGAUCGAGUUAUUUUACUUAUAAAAGUUAGAUCGAUUGACAAUUAUCCCUACUUUUUCAUAAAAUCUUUUCAUUUCUAUUCUUACCUAUCUCAUUCUCUUUAACUCGAUAAUUAUUAAAUAUUCGUUUACCCUACUAAAUUUUCUACUUUUACUGUUUCUUAUUCCUCCUCUUCUCUCAUUCUCUAUCAAUAUAUUUAUCUCUCUCUCUCUCCUCUCUUUGGAGACAUUUAAAACAUUAUCGAAAAUAUUAUUUCAAUCCCACCCUCUUAUCAUUAUCGUAACCAUUCUUAUUAUUUUCUAAUUUUAUAUCUUUCAAUUGUAUCGUUGUUGUUGUUGUUUUUUAAUGUUUUUGCACAAAUAUUUGUUUCAAUUUGUCAAUUGUAAAUUAAAUUUUGUCGAAGAAAUAAGCGAAAAUAUCUAUAAUGAAGUUUUUCGAUAUUAUGAAAUCAGUUGAGGAAGAUUUGGAUUUUAAAGAAGGUUGUCUUGUAAACUUAAUCGUUUUAAGUUUUUUUUUUUAUAUUAAAUCUCAUAGUUAUUAAUUUAUAUUUACUUUGUUUUUUUUAGUAUUCUAUUACCUUAUUGCAUGAAAAAUUUCUCUAAUCUAUUUCUGCCAUUGAUUAGCAUCUUAUUUCAAUAUAUUUUUGUAAUUGCAGAUGGAAUAUCAGAAGUAACAAUGGCGAAUGAAAAUGCACAGCUAAAUCGUUUAUCACCCAUCUCUCAAAUUGACACUCCAAUUAAUUCGGAUGUUAGUUUCGCUCAAAUGACGACCGUUCACGAACCAACUCCACCAACCUCUUCAACUCCUCUUUUAGCAGGUAUAAUUUUAUUUAAAAAAAAGACAAAAAGACGCUUAUUCGAUAAGAAAGAAACAGGGAUAGAUGUACUCAAUCCUUUUUUCCUUCUUUACCAAAUUCUAUAUGUGCUUCUGUUCUUCGAAUGGAUAUAUUUCUUUUUUUUUCUAUUGCACAAGCUAUUAAAGUUUAUAGGGCUACAAUAAGAAUGAAAACCUUAUACAUUCGUUGAUCGUUUCAAUUGUCUAAAAGAAUAGUGCAGAAAUAAACUGACCUACUUUUCGAUCUUUCUUAUCGCUAUUAUAUUCGUCAACUAGAAAAAAAUUUUUUUUCCUGUCGCAAGAACAGACUUACUUUCUCAUUCAAACUGUUUUAACCGUCUAGUAUAUCUAGUACGUAUAGACCUAAUUUAUUGUAAAUCUAAAACUAAUGAAUUAUGUUUUAUGUUCAAAUUAAUAAAAACACCUAUCCAAAAUGUAAACUACUCUCUUUCGUAAUAAUCGAUGAGCUGGACUGGUCUUUUUUUUUUACUAGUUAUUAUCAGGUAUUCAGUUAGGGCCGAAUGUCCUCGGGAAGGACUUUGAUAAGACUAAAGUUCAAGUACCGAUAAAUAAAAAUGAUUGAAACAAUCAGUAAUCAUUGUAUUCGCUUACAGAUGACAUGCAUAUGACGACACACGUGCCUGUUUCGACGCCGUCGACGGCCGCUCACUACUGUUCUAUAUGCGGUGAUAGGGCUACAGGAAAGCACUAUGGAGCCGCGAGUUGUGACGGCUGUAAGGGUUUUUUUCGAAGAUCCGUAAGAAAGAAUCACGUAUAUACUUGCCGUUUUCAAAGAAGUUGUAUUGUGGAUAAGGACAAAAGGAAUCAAUGUCGUUAUUGCCGUUUGAAGAAAUGCUUCCGGGCCGGUAUGAAAAAAGAAGCCGUACAAAAUGAAAGAGAUAGGAUAAGUGUUAGAAGACCGAGCUAUGAUGAUCAGAAUCAUAACUCAGCCCUAUCCGUACAAAAUUUAACAAAUGCGGAAUUACUGUCGAGGCAGGUUAGCCCGCAAUUAUCCGCUCAUGUCAGCAAUCCGCAGGAUAUCCGAAAUAAGAAGGUAGCCACAAUAAACGACGUUUGUGAUUCAAUGAAACAACAAUUGCUCAUACUGGUCGAGUGGGCUAAAUACAUUCCGUCAUUCUGCGAGCUACCUUUGGAUGAUCAAGUCGCUUUGCUCAGAGCUCACGCCGGGGAACAUUUACUAUUAGGAGUGGCAAGACGAUCUCUACUUCUGAAUGAUGUACUUUUACUUGGAAACGAUUUAAUUAUACCGAGAACAGCCCAACAAGAGAUUGAGAUUUCUCAAGUUGCUACAAGGGUAAUCGAUGAGAUAGUUAAGCCGAUGAGGGAAGUACAAAUGGACGAUACGGAAUUUUCAUGCUUGAAAGCUAUUGUUUUCUUUGAUCCUGACGCUAAAGGUCUUACCGAUACGCAAAAGGUCAAAAACAUACGCUGGCAAAUUCACGUAAAUUUGGAUGAUUAUAUUAACGAUAGACAAUACCAGUCUAGAGGAAGAUUUGGGCAAAUUUUACUACUUUUGCCCUCUUUGCAGUCAGUUACUGCUCAAAUGAUAAGCUUGAUUCAAUCUGCUAAGCUUUUUGGGCUUGCUAAAAUUGACAAUCUUCUGCAAGAAAUGCUUCUCGGUGAGACUGGAGAUUUGGAAAGUUCUCUGACUCCACCCACUAUAAGACAUCAAGGAAUGAUGCAAUUGGCAACCCCAGACCUGAUUCAAAUGCAUGGAAGAGGUGUUCAGGUAAAUAAAAAACAGCUGAGACAUAAAAACAUGUCGGCAAACCUUCGAACUUAGUAUUUUUUUAAAAGAAAAAAAAAGUCCUUAAAUAAGAUUUUGUUAUUUUUCAUUCGAACUUAAUAGGGACCAGCUGUAACUGUGAUGUCAUCGGAUGGUCUAACAGAGCUUCAACCAAGAAAUCCAUCACCACCAGUCGAAAAUCGAUUAAAUGGUCAUGGUACACCUUCACCAUCAUAGACAGAUAAAAACUAAACAAACAACAAACAUCUUGCUGCAACAAUCUCUGCAACAAUCAAUGCAAAAAAAAACAAACUUUAUAAUUAUGUAGUUCUAAUCAUUCUUUUAAAACUUUUACGUUAUUUUAUUAAGAAAAACAAAACAAAACAAAACAAUUCUAGCUGAUUAUAUACGGUUUUUUUUUCUUUGUGAUAAUUACUAAAAGUUAUGUUUUUAAUGAUUUCUUUGUUUUUUAUCAGUUUUAUUAUUUUCUGGUGUUUUGUUUCGUAUAUUUUACACAAACAUUAAUCACUGUUGCUUUGUUAUUUUUCCCUUUUCUUUUAACGCUUUAUAUAUAUAUAUAUAUAUAUAUAUAUAUAUAUAUGCAUUAUAGAUCUCGGCUCAUUAUAUAUUAUUUUAUGCAUAAAAAACAAACAAACAAGUGCUAUAAGAAAGAAUAUUUGCACUUGAAACAGUUGUUUUUUUUUCUUUUAAAAGAAUAUAGAUUUUUAUUCCCUUAUUUUCUAAAAAAUUCUUUUCUUUUAUAAUUAAUAUUAGGGAAAAAACAAUUCUGUUCAAUGUAAACACAUCUUCCAGCUAUUUAUAAUAGCUGUUAAUAGCUGUUUAGACGUAGUUUGAAACUUUUGCUAAAUAAUGUUCGUAAGGGAGACAGUUCCUUACACAAUUUACUCGGUAAAAAUAGAUAUUGAAGGCUGAACCAGUUUUUGACGAGUCGUGUUUGUUUUCUAUUGAUAGAUCAAAUUUCCUAAACAAUUCUAUUUUAUUGUGUUGAAGGUUAUUUUAAGAAAUCAAAAAUCAGAAUUGUAUCGAAAAUCGUUACUUAUACGUUAUUUAUACAUUCAUCAAGAUAUCUUAGAUUUGUUGAUA
This is a messenger RNA of Dimorphilus gyrociliatus, 5320 nucleotides long. The record is from the annotation of a GenBank genome assembly. Lineage: Eukaryota; Metazoa; Annelida; Polychaeta; Dinophilidae.